AUCCGUUCCUCAUCUCACCAGAAGCGAAGCCGGAGGAGGGAGGAAGGAGAUCGCGAGCAGCCGGAGCCGGAGGCCGAGAGGAUGAAGACGUUCGACCCGUGGCCGGUCUUCUUCCGCCGGGAGUGGAAGCGCAACUGGCCCUUUCUCACGGGGUUCGCCAUCACCGGCUUCAUCAUCACCAAGAUGACGGCCAACUUCACCGAGGAAGACCUCAAGAACUCCAAGUUCGUCCAGGAACACAAGAAGCGCUGACCAACCGGGUGGAGUCGUCCGAAUCGCCUGCGGAUGAAAAAUUAGCCCCCUAUUUUUCUUGUCUUUUUUUUAUCUAGAUGCGUGCACUCUAUUGUAAUAAUGUAAUAAGAGGCAAUUGGAUUGAUCCAACAGCAACCGGCUUCUGAUUUUGAUCCGCUUCGCUGACAUAUGCAUGCAGCAAAC
Messenger RNA from Zea mays, 435 nucleotides. RefSeq lists its product as uncharacterized. The record is from RefSeq and is marked validated. Lineage: Eukaryota; Viridiplantae; Streptophyta; Magnoliopsida; Poales; Poaceae. The transcript is spliced from 2 exons. The coding region runs from base 82 to 252 and encodes 56 amino acids.